This is a messenger RNA of Gamsiella multidivaricata, 3638 nucleotides long. Its product is annotated as importin subunit beta-3. The coding region runs from base 273 to 3566 and encodes 1097 amino acids. Gene Ontology annotation, cellular component: nucleus; cytoplasm. Gene Ontology annotation, molecular function: nuclear import signal receptor activity. The record is from RefSeq and is a predicted model, not a curated record. Gene Ontology annotation, biological process: protein import into nucleus. NCBI's taxonomy places the organism in Eukaryota, Fungi, Mortierellomycota, Mortierellomycetes, Mortierellales, Mortierellaceae. The transcript has 5 exons.
CUCUCUUUCUCUUUCUUUUUGCCACCGCUCCUCUCCUUGACCGUCCUCUUGUUUGUCUUUGCUGCAUCCUCUCAUCCAUCUCUUUCACGUUUUUGUCAAUCCCCAUUCUCCUCAUUCUAUCCACCUUUGUCUUUGUUUCUCUUUCUUUCUUUUCUUUUUUUUCUAGUCUCCACCUGCAUUCCACCUCUUUUGUAAUUUAAUUCGCAUAUCCUCCCUCACCUUUUUUCUCCCUCUUUUACUCCUCUCCUCCUUUUGUUCAUAUAUAAUCCACCAUGUCGAACGUACCCCAAGACGUCCUGCAACAGCUGGUCCAGGUCCUCGCGAACCUCGUCUCCAACGACAAUGCCGUGCGCUCCGCUGCAGAGGAGCAGCUUAACAACGAAUGGAUGGUCAAGAGCCCCGAUGCCCUCCUCUCUGGAUUUGCUUACCUUUCCCGCCACAGCGACGAGCCCGAUCUCCGUUCCUUUGCUGCGGUCCUGACUCGCCGCGUUGCUUUCAAGGGAAUCCCCAACCAGGACCCAGAGGCUGACGAGCAGACUCUUUGGGACGUGACGCAGGAGUCGACCCGUCAGGCCAUGAAGACCCAUUUCCUCACUGGUCUCUCGCAGGAACCCAACAAGUCAGUCCGCAACAAGGUCUGCGACACCAUUGCUGAGAUGGCUCGGGCUUCCACUUUGAAAGAACAAGCCUGGCCAGAACUCUUGCCCGCCUUGUUUGAAUGCACAAAGUCCCCCUCUCCCGAGCAUAGAGAAUCGGCUUUCCGCAUCUUCACCUCGGUCCCCAACUUGAUCUCUGGACAGCAUGUGGACAUCCUCAAGUCUGUCUUUGCCAACAGUCUUCGUGAUGAGAACAUCCAUGUCCGUUUGGCUGCUGCCAAGGCUGCUGUCUCAUUCAUGCUGGAUACCAACAACACCACUCGCAACUCUAUGGCCCCACUGAUGCCUCAGCUCCUCGAGGUCCUGAACUCCCUGGUUGCUGCUGGAGACGAGGAGUCCUUGAUCGAGGGAUUGGUUGUCAUGAUUGAGUUGGCUGAGCACUCUCCUCGUCUUUUCCGUCACGUUAUUGUCGAUGUCCUCCCCUUCAUGAUCGAGAUCGUUAAGAAGAAGGAGCUCGAGGACCGCACCAGACAGUCGGCCUUGGAGCUGUUGUUGACCUUGGCCGAGUGCGCCCCCGGUAUGGUCCGUAAGGUGCCAGAUUAUACCACCACUAUCGUCCCUGUUGCCUUGGAGAUGAUGACCGAACUGGACGAGGAUGAGGAAUGGUACACGACGGACGAUCUGGAUGAAGGCGACAACGACGAGAACUACGUCAUUGGAGAGCAUGCCAUGGACCGCUUGGCUCGUGCCUUGGGAGGCAAGGCCAUGUUGCCCGUCUCCUUUGUCUACAUCCCUCAAAUGCUCGCCAACGAGAGCUGGAAGGCCCGCCACGCAGCUUUGUUCGCUGUUUCGGCUAUUGGUGAGGGCUGCGUUCGCAUUAUGGAGGCCGAGCUCGGCAAGAUUAUCAACAUGGUCCUUCCCUUCUUGCGUGAUCCCCACCCCCGUGUUCGCUAUGCUGCCUGCAAUGCUAUCGGUCAAAUGUCGACUGACUUUGCUGGACCCAUGCAAAAGAACCAUCACGCUAUUGUCUUGACCAACCUGAUUCCCGUCAUGGAUGAUGCGCCUUUCCCCCGUGUUCGCGCCCACGCCGCCGCUGCUCUGGUCAACUUUUGCGAGGCUGUGGAGAAGGGCACCCUGGAGCCCUACUUGGACGCCAUCUUUGAGCGCCUCUUGUCACUUCUCAACACUGGCACGACCUACGUUCAGGAGCAGGCUAUCACGACCAUCGCCACUGUUGCCGAUAGUGCCGAGGACCGCUUCGUGAAGUACUACAGCAGCAUCAUGCCUCUGUUGAUUAACGUCCUUCGUCAGGCCACCAACAAGGAGUACAGAUUGUUGCGCGGAAAAGCCAUGGAGUGCGCCAGUUUGAUUGCCUUGGCUGUCGGCAAGGAAGUCUUUGCCCCACACGCACAAGAGUUCAUCCAGCUUUUGGUCCAGACCCAGGCCAGCGUCACUGAGGCCGAUGAUCCUCAGGUUUCGUAUUUGUUGGCAGCUUGGGCUCGUGUCUGCAAGGUAUUGGGACGCGACUUUGUUCCUUACCUGGACAUUGUUAUGCCUCCUCUGCUGGCCAGUGCUCAGCUCAAGCCCGAUUUCGCCGUGUUGGACCCCGAGGAUGAUAUCGAGUCCAAGUACUCUGCUGAGGACGGCUGGGAGUUUGUUGGUGUCGAUGGUCAGCAGAUUGGAAUCAAGACAACUGUCCUGGAGGAGAAAUGCACUGCUGUGGAGAUGCUGAUUUGCUAUGCCCGUGAGCUCGGACCUGGCUUCCGUCCUUACAUCGAGAAGGUCCGCGAUAUUGUGCUCCCUCUCCUCAAGUUCUACUUCCACGAUGGAGUCCGUCACGCCGCCGCUGCGACGCUCCCUCAGUUGAUCUCUUGCGCUAAGCAGGCCGAGCUCGGCGAAGAAUAUGUUAUCAACCUCUGGCAUGGCAUCUGCUCCAAGAUCAUGGAGGUCAUGACCACAGAAGCUGACCCUGCAUUCUUGCUUCAGCUCUAUGUGUCGUUCUACGAAUCCCUGGACUUUAUGAACGGACCCAGUCUGAGCCCCCAGUUGCUGGAGGAAUUCACCCGUGCGACCGAGGCCCAGUUGAAGGAGUUCUAUGCCCGUCUGAAGCACCGUGAGGAGGCCCGCAAGAGCGCCGAGUUUGAGGUCGAGGACGAGGAAGAGAUUCAGGAGGAGGAGAUGAACGAGGAGGCAGUUUUGGCGGAGAUGUCGCGCACGAUCCACAGCCUGAUGAAGACGCACGGAACUGCAUACUUGCCAAUGUUCAAGUCAUUGGAGCCCGUGAUUGCGACGUUUUUGAACGACUCGAACUCUGCCUCGCGCCAAUGGGCGAUCUGUGUGCUGGACGACCUGAUUGAAUUCACGGGCCCCAACUCGUGGUCUACGAUGGUUCCUUAUUUGCCCAAGAUGCUAGAGUCGAUUCUGGACAGCGCAUCGGAUGUGCGCCAGGCAGCAUGCUACGGACUUGGAUUGUGUGGAGAGUUUGGCGGCCCGGAGUACGCAGAGGUGUGCAGUGCAGCGUUGACGCCGUUGUUCCAGGUGAUCAAUGCGCCCCAGUCAAGGGAGGUUGAGAACGUGUAUGUGACAGAGAACGCGAUCUCGGCGGUGACGAAGAUCUGCAAGUUUAAUAGCAGCAAGUUUGAUGUGAAUACGGUCCUGCCAUCGUGGGUCCAAGCCUUGCCUUUGUUGAACGACGAGGACGAAGCCCCCACUACCUAUACCUACCUCUUGGAUCUCAUGGAUGCUCAACAUCCCUCGGUGCUCGGACUGAACAAUGUGAACAUGCCUCAUUUGGUGACGGUUAUGGUGGAGGCACUGGUUGCGGGUAUUAUUCCAGAACCGAUUGCCACGCGUAUGGUGCACACGAUGAAGGCGGCGUUGAGCUCGAUGGACUCGAACACGACGUCGACGAUCUGGAACAGCAUUACGCCUGAGAAGAGAAAGACUCUUCAGGACUUGAAUUACCUGUAAAGACAGGAAUUGUUUUUAGGUGGUCAUGGGGAGGCCUGGAAGAGAACCAGAGCAAGAGAUAUAUAUCAUAAU